Messenger RNA from Lampris incognitus (smalleye Pacific opah), 1511 nucleotides. It is a transcript of the gene chid1, whose product is annotated as chitinase domain containing 1. The record is from RefSeq and is a predicted model, not a curated record. Gene Ontology annotation, biological process: carbohydrate metabolic process. Gene Ontology annotation, cellular component: extracellular region. Gene Ontology annotation, molecular function: oligosaccharide binding; chitin binding. The transcript has 12 exons. Bases 312 to 1472 code for a protein of 386 amino acids. Lineage: Eukaryota; Metazoa; Chordata; Actinopteri; Lampriformes; Lampridae.
UUCGUCGACGCCAAACAAAGCAGUUUAAGCUGAGCUGUCAAAGAAAAACUGGCACAAAAACGAGUUGCGGGCGCCGCAAUGACAACGUGCACAUUUCGUCAUUUUGCCGACUGCAAAGCCAACGAGGCGGUGGUCUCUCUAAUGUGAGUGACGCAGGCUCCUUCGGCAGGUCGCCCCCCCCCACCCUCCCCCCGUGAUUCGGUGAGCGCACAUGAAACGCUCGUUUGCCCAAAUCGCCGAGCUCGGUGUCAGUGAGGAAGCGACUUCAUCGCGCCGCCGCAGCCCGUUUUGUCUGUUUUCACGGCGUGGAAAUGAAAGCCGCGCUCGUUCUGCUGCACGCCGUCUCGUCCUGCUUCGUGGUCGGCGCGACUCUUUCAAAAACGGAUGCGAAGAAGUCGCACAAAGUUGAGACGGAGACUUCACUUGCAGAGUUGUCCGUGCUGGGGAGAAGCCUGGUUGUGUCAGACCCCCAAUGGAGAGACAUAGUAAAAGAGGAAAAGAGAUACUGUGCUCAUGUUAAACGGACCUUCAAGGGACCUGUGCUUGGAUACAUCACACCUUGGAACUCGCACGGCUACGACGUGGCCAAGAUAUUUGGUUCCAAGCUCACCACAGUUUCUCCAGUGUGGCUUCAGCUUCGUCGGCGGGGAACAGAAAGCUACGACGUCACCGGACUCCACGACCACGACCCAGGGUGGGUGAAAGCUGUGCGGAAGUCUAACAAAAAAAUCAAGUUGGUCCCACGACUGUUAUUUGAUGGCUGGUCUUACCAGGACUACAUGAACGUACUAGACAGUGAAGAUGAAAUUGAGGAACUGGGAAGCGAGCUGGUGGACGUUGCAAAGACUGAAGGCUUUGACGGUUUUACUUUGGAACUGUGGAGCCAACUGGGUGGAAACAAAAGAAAGGAGCUCAUUCACUUGGUGAAACAUAUCUGCGAGACUUUGAAAGCUAAGAAGCUAGACUGUAUACUUGUCAUUCCUCCUUCAGUGACAAGUUCAGGGCAGCCCAGUAUGUUUGGCAGGGAGGAGUUUGAGCAGCUGGCUCCAGUAGUGGAUGGAUUCAGCCUCAUGACAUAUGACUACUCCUCUGCUGGAAGACCAGGACCAAGCUCCCCCUUGCCUUGGAUGAGAGACUGUGUCCUCCAAUUGUCACCCACCUCCCAGUGGAGGCAAAAGAUCUUGCUUGGACUCAACUUGUAUGGUUUAGAUUUCUCAAGUCAAGGAGCAGAGCCAAUUCUCGGGGGCAGGUACGUUGAGAUUCUGCGGGAACUGAGGCCAAAACUUCUCUGGGAUGAAUAUGCAGAAGAGCAUUACUUCAAUUACAAGAGGACCAAUGCAGUUAAGCAUGUAGUGUACUACCCAACACUGAAGUCAAUCUACCAAAGGAUUGCUUUAGCAACAGAACUUGGCACAGGACUUUCCUUGUGGGAAUUGGGACAGGGCCUGGAUUAUUUCUACGACCUUUUGUGAAAAGAGAAAUGGACUUGUUGAAAGGGUCCACUGUGGUCC